Pangasianodon hypophthalmus (striped catfish) is the source of this 4015-nucleotide messenger RNA. RefSeq names its product solute carrier family 44 member 2 (gene slc44a2). The record is from RefSeq and is a predicted model, not a curated record. Gene Ontology annotation, molecular function: choline transmembrane transporter activity. Gene Ontology annotation, cellular component: membrane. The coding region runs from base 111 to 2771 and encodes 886 amino acids. Gene Ontology annotation, biological process: transmembrane transport; choline transport. NCBI's taxonomy places the organism in Eukaryota, Metazoa, Chordata, Actinopteri, Siluriformes, Pangasiidae. The transcript has 22 exons.
AGAGAGAGAGAGAGAGAGAGAGACAGACGGAGAGAGAUAGAGAGACAGAGGGAGAGCGCUUGAUGGAGUGCGUUGUGUACUGUUUAUUUUCAGUAUAAAUCACAGCAGUGAUGAAGGCGGAGGAGACAGAGCCCGAGUCCAAAUUCGGAGACUCGAGGAAGUACGACCCGAAUUUUAAAGGCCCGAUACAGAACAGGAGCUGCACUGAUGUCUUGUGUUGUGUUCUCUUCAUCCUGGCACUGAUGGGGUACUUUGUAGUGGCAAUUCUGGCCUGGUCUCAGGGAGAUCCGAGGAAGGUGAUUUACCCCACAGACAGCAAGGGGCAGUUCUGUGGGCAGCAGGGCACAUCACUGGAGAAAAAGCCUCUGCUCUUUUACUUCAACAUUCUGAAGUGCGCGAGUCCACUAGUGCUGCUGGAGUUCCAAUGCCCUACCACACAGAUCUGUGUAGAGAAGUGUCCGGAUCGUUUCCUAACCCUAGUGAAGGCGAAGCGGAAUGAUCAGGACCUGCAGUAUUACUCACAGUUCUGUAAGGAGGACGUCGACUUCACACUGACCACUCCUGAGCUCCUGCGGGACAGGGCGUGUCCAGCUAUGAUCUUCCCCAGCAAGCCUUUUACGCGCCGAUGCCUCCCGGCUCUGGAGACAAGAAAGGGUGGAGUUGUUGUUAUCGGCAACGAGACGUCUUUCUCAGAUGGAAACACCAUGAAUGUAAACGCCACUGACCUGCUAGAGGCAUCAAAGAAGUCGAACAUCGUGUUGGAGGCGCGGCAGGUGUUCAUGAGGAUCUUUGAGGAUUACACACAGUCCUGGCACUGGAUCCUGCUUGGGUUGCUCGUAGCGAUGGUGCUCAGUCUGCUGUUCAUUUUGUUGUUGCGGUUGUUAGCGGGGGUGAUGGUGUGGGUGAUGAUCAUCAUGGUGCUGCUCGUUAUUGCAUACGGUAUAGUUCACUGUUAUAUGCAGUACGUGCAGUUCCGAGGACAGCCCGGUGCAGACGUGUCUAUCACAGACCUGGGCCUGCAGACGGACUUCUCUGUGUAUCUGCAGCUGCAGCAGACGUGGCUCGCCUUCAUGAUCAUCCUGUGUAUUGUGGAGGUCAUCAUCAUCCUCCUGCUCAUCUUCCUCAGGAAACGUCUCCAGAUCGCCAUCGCUCUGAUUAAAGAGGCCAGCAGGGCCGUGGGUCACGUGAUGUCAUCACUGUUCUAUCCCCUGCUGACCUUUGCCCUUUUGGCUCUGGUGAUUGCGUACUGGGCCAUCACUGCUGUUUUUCUGUCGACGUCCAGCGCCGCGGUGUAUAAAGUGUUCAACAGCAGCGAGUGUGAGUUCAGCAGGCAGACGUGUGACCCUGAGACAUUUAACAGCUCGAAUAUCUCCUCGCUGUGUCCCGACGCCGAGUGUAUGUUUGCGUUUUACGGCGGUGAGACGUUCUAUCACAGGUACCUGAUUCUGUUCCAGUUCUACAACCUCUUCCUGUUCUUCUGGUGUGUGAACUUCGUGGUGGCCUUGGGUCAUGUGACCCUGGCCGGAGCGUUCGCCUCCUACUAUUGGGCCUUCAAGAAACCCGAAGAUAUCCCAGCAUUCCCCAUCUUCAGCUCUCUCGGCCGCGCCCUCAGGUAUCACACAGGUUCUCUGGCGUUUGGUUCUCUCAUUCUGGCGAUCGUUCAGGUGAUCAGAGUCACGCUGGAGUACCUCGACCACAAACUGAAAGGAGCUGAGAACAGAUUUGCGAAGUUCCUGCUCAGCUGCCUGAAGUGUUGCUUCUGGUGUUUGGAGAAGUGCAUCAGAUUCAUCAACAGAAACGCCUACAUCAUGGUGGCGAUUUACGGCAAAAACUUCUGCACAUCUGCUAAAGACGCCUUCUUCCUCCUCAUGAGGAACAUCAUCAGGGUGGCCGUUUUGGACAAAGUGACUGACUUCCUGUUGUUUCUGGGGAAACUGUUGAUUGUUGGGAUUGUAGGAAUUGGCUCCUUCUUCUUCUUCUCUGGGAGGAUAAAAGCUGUGGAGGAAGCAGCACCUUCAUUAAACUACUACUGGGUUCCUAUACUGACGGUGGUGUUUGGGACGUAUGUGAUCGCUCACGGUUUCUUCAGUGUGUAUGCGAUGUGUGUGGAUACACUGUUCCUCUGCUUCUGUGAGGAUCUGGAGAGGAACGAUGGCUCCCCUGAGCGGCCGUACCUCAUGUCCCCAGAGCUGCAUGACAUUUUAUCAAUUAGCAAAGCGACAGAGGAGGAAGAAAGGAAAGAAAGAGAAGAAGAAGUGACACUUCAGGAAAACGGAGAAGUGCAGCUCAGACAGCAAGAGAGUCUCAGGCAGGAAGACGAGGAAGACGCACCUCUAAUGCAGGAGACAGAGUUAAAGCAGGAAGUAACGCUAACACAGGAAGUGCCACUAGCACAGGAAGUGCCACUAACACAGGAAGUGCCACUAGCACGGGAAGUGCCACUAACACAGGAAGUAACACUAACACAGGAAGUGCCGCUAAAGCAGGAGACUCCGGGGCUGCAGGAGGCGACGCAGAAGCAAGAAGCAGAGCUAACACAGGACGCUGUGAGAGUAAAGGAGGAAAAAGAAGAAGAACAGGAAGUAGCAUUAGCGAUGACGAGCCCUCAAACCACAGUGCAGCAGAACGGAAUACACGAGGACGACGCGCAAGAGACGGAGGAGUCACGAGAAGAAGAGGAGAAAGAAGAACAGCAGGAACCUGAAGAAGCGAAGCCUCAGGAGAACGGUCCUCAGGAGAGUGAGACUCCGCUAACGCCUCAGAACGAGUGACGUGACGUGGCGAGAAGCACGGACGUGUGCUGAUGUUAAAUAUUUAAAUUAAAUUAGCACGUUCCCGUGUUGUAAAUAAACUCCGGCGCGUCUCAUUCCGGAUCCGGCUUCAUCACACUAACUAACCUGGCUAGCUAAGCUAAGCUAACUCAUGACUAACUGAUGCUAACUAACACUAGUGAGGGAGUUCGACUAAAAAAGAAACUAAACAAAAAAAAAUCCCUAAAACCAGCACUAAUCACGCGGCCGUGAGCCAAAACAACGUCACGACCCUAAACACAACAAAGAGGCGUGUCGCAUGUGGACCAAUCACAGGUGGGGGGCGGAGUCAGAUACACAGUUCCAUGAAUUUCUUGCUUCUUCUAGCUUUGAGACGUGCGAGUGGUUUGAAAUGUUUCGUCGUCGUCGUUGUUGUUGUUAGAGUCAGGAGGUUUGAGAGUGAGUUGUAUCCAUGGUAACAACUGUCAAUCUGUCAAUCAAUGAGCGCUGGUGUAAUUGUUAUUCCGAGUGUUAAAAAAAAAAAAAAAAGGAAAAAGUUCGCUACAAUCGUGUUCCUCAGUCACAGAGACCAUUGAGUCGGCCAUGUUUCUCACACUGAAUGGAAUUCUGGGAUUGCUGUUUCCAUGGAAACACUCUCUGCCCACUUCUGAAUGAAAUAUGAUGAUAAUAUUUCCUGUUAAAUAUUUCGGUGUAUCGUAGACAUGAUAAUCAGUGUGUGUGUGUUGUUCAGGAAUGCACUAGCGGUUUAGCGUUGCUAUGUUUACACGGAUCAGAACAAAUGCUUGUGAAACGAUUUUGAAAUGAAAUGAAAAUAAUCUCCAAAUCUGUAAACGUUUACUUUGUGGAGCUCGAGUUCGUCCUCCUGACGUCAUAAAUACAGAUAAAUAUGUAAAUAUUAUGAAUCAUGACACGUUAAAUAUCGGGCUAACGGUUUGCUAAAGCUAGCUAGCUUGAAUUAGCAUUCUGUUAAACAAGCUAAAGAGAAAAUCGCAAGCUAGCGAAUAGCAAGCAAGAUGAUAGCUAGCUCAGUAGCUACUGUCAUGCUAGUUAUUAAACAACCCUAACCUACAGGAUGUCAGGAGACUCAGCCACGCCCACUACCACGCCCACCACCGUGGCCACGCCCACUAUGGUGAAUGUGAUUGUUCUGCCUUCGCUCUUUUUCUACCUCUUUCUCAUUUUUCUAUCUUUGUAUGUUGUUUAUUGUGACUUCAGUGAAUAAACUGUCGCCUGCUUUAACUCUU